CCCUCCGGGAGCCUUUUCCCCCCGCCGCCCGGGGGCGGUGGUGGCGGGGCGGGACCAGGGGCGGCCCCGGGCAGGUCCCCCUGGAGCGGCGGCGGGAGCGGCGGAGCGGAGAUGCCGUACCUGCUCAUUAGCACCCAAAUCCGCCUGGAGGCUGGGCCCACCAUGGUGGGCGACGAGCACUCAGAUCCCCACCUGAUGAGUAUCCUGGGGGCCACAAAGAGGAGCACGCUGGGGAACAACUUCUGUGAGUACUACGUGAACGACGCUCCGCGCGUGGUCCUGGACAAGCUGGAGAGCCUCGGCUACCGCGUGGUCAGCAUGACCGGCGUGGGCCAGACCCUGGUCUGGUGCCUCCACAGGGAAUAGCCAGGGAGAAUCCUGCGUUCCACCCGGACAACAUCCUGCUGGAGAUCAUCUUACAGGACUGGCAGCAAACUUUCCCCCCUUAAUUCCUUCCUGCCCCAGACUCCAGGCACUCAGGCAGGGGGAGGAAUGGCGCAGAGGCAGAGCUGGACCCAGUGGAAUUUUGCCAUCCCUGUUCUGUUUCCCAAGAGCAGGGGGAGGAAGGUAUGCCCAGAAUCUAGCAGAGGGGACAGAUGGCUCCAGCUCUGCCUUCAGUGGGAUGGCAGUCUGGCAAAUUCCAUCUUUUUACAUUUUAAUCACGUAUUCAGCAUGCCCUGGAGGAAGCUCAGUAACAGCCCUGUUUGCCUCCUGCCCAGGGUGCCCUGGAGAGCUCCAUGCCUUCUCCUGGGCCAGGGGGUUAGGGAGGGACAGCAAGCAUGGACACCAUCCCAUCUCAUCCCUGAAAUCCAAGAGGGAACCACUAAGCCUACUUCCAGUGCUUUGAGAAUCCCUUCCCUUGGCAGCAAGGCCUGCUUCCAUCUCAGCAGCACCACCAAACUUUCAGAUCCCAGACUGCCUUCCAAGCCUAACACAGGAUUCCCAAAAUUACACAGAAAGUGUUCUUGUGUGACUAUUCCAGGUGCAGGCUCUAAUCCCAGCACUGCUGGAAUGUUUGGGACUGUGCAUGGAUUCUGCUGUGGGGGUAACACCAAUAAAACAUUGCUCCAAAGAGACCAAUGUCCUUCUGUGGGUUGUUUAAAGCUGUUGCCAGAUCCCUCUGGAUGCAUGGCUCCUGAACAAGCUUUCAGGAAUUAAAAGCUCCAAGGUUUGGUGUUCUGAUGGCACCUCUCACACCUUGUCCCAUGGGAUGGGGCAGCUGUUCUGGGCACACACACUGACAGGGUAACACCUGCACUCUGUGAACCUCAGGCAGCCAUUCCUUCCCCAGACCUGGAAAGGGAUAAGGGCCGCAGUCCCUGGGAGUU
Messenger RNA from Onychostruthus taczanowskii (white-rumped snowfinch), 1328 nucleotides. RefSeq names its product GTP cyclohydrolase I feedback regulator (gene GCHFR). Gene Ontology annotation, molecular function: GTP cyclohydrolase binding. The transcript has 3 exons. Bases 112 to 366 code for a protein of 84 amino acids. Gene Ontology annotation, biological process: negative regulation of biosynthetic process. The record is from RefSeq and is a predicted model, not a curated record. Lineage: Eukaryota; Metazoa; Chordata; Aves; Passeriformes; Passeridae. Gene Ontology annotation, cellular component: nucleus; cytoplasm.